UCUAUGUCCACAACACUACCCCCAGAGUCCCGCGGCUCUGAAGGACCUGUACCAGCAGAAUUGCAGCAAAAUCCGAAGGAUUGUCUAGCGUGCCGCGUCAUAGGGACCGGUGCGCUCGGCGGCGUCGGCAUAUAUGCGCUGAACCAGUCGCGCGCGCACGCGCCGGGCUCAGUCGUAGGGAAGAGGAUUAUGGCGGGGGUUGGGGUGUGCUUCCUGGUCGCUAGUGCACUUCGAUGGACCAAAUGA
Molecule: messenger RNA, 246 nt
Organism: Trametes versicolor FP-101664 SS1
Lineage: Eukaryota; Fungi; Basidiomycota; Agaricomycetes; Polyporales; Polyporaceae
Exons: 2
Source: RefSeq, a predicted model, not a curated record